UUGUGACUUGGUGCUUUUCAGUCUCUCCGGUCCCUUCGUCCGUCCUUGUCCUUUUCUCGAGUUAUAUCUAUCUACAUAAUAUUAUCGUUUAAAAAAAAAAAAAUUUAUACUUAUAACCAAAAAAAAAAAAAAAAAGUUCUCCGGAGAUUCACAUAAACACAGGACACACAAUAUUAAAAUAACAUGGACGAAGCUGAGAGAAAUAAUUAAAAUUUUCAAUAGAAUUUUUUUUUUUUAAAUUCAAAAAAUCGAUGACACAAAAGCAAUCUUGUGAUCUUUCACCAAGAACUCAUAAUAUUGAGGAAAUCUUUGGAGAAGAUACUGAAAAAUUGAUCAAUUUUAAAGAUUAUAAAAUAAUAAUUAUCAUCAUCAUUAUCAUUAUUAUUAGCAGGGACCAAUAUUUAUUAAAUUUGAAGAAUAUCAAUAAAACAUGUCAACGGAAAUUGUUACGAUGACCGAAAUGAAAAAUCAUCAUCCAAGAAAAAUUGCCGAUCAACAAAAGGAUUCAAGUACAGCGCAAAGAAGAUGGCGCCUUCUUGCAAGAGCGUUGAGUCGUUCUCCAGAAUUAUUUCCCGAAAUUGAUGAUGUCGAUGAUAUUUCAGUGAGAAGAUUUACAAGUUUUAAUUUAUUGAGACCAUUGAUAUUGGAAAAUGUUGCCGAUACUGAAUCAUCAUGGUAUGAAUAUUCAACAAUAAUUGACAAUGAUUUAUUUGAUGUGCAAAUAAGAAAAAUUAAUAAAAAUUUCACGGCAAAUGAAUUAAUUGGUUUCAAUAAUACGGGAAAUGUUUGUGUAUGGCCAUCGGAGGAAUGUUUGGCAUAUUAUUUAUUGAAAAAUAGAAUAAUCUGUAGGAAUAAAGUUGUAUUGGAAUUAGGUGGUGGAAUGAGUUGUUUGGCUGGUGUUCUUGUGGCCAAGUACUGUAAUCCUAGUGGUGUCACUCUCACAGACGGAAACGUGACUAGCGUUGAUAAUGUCAGGUGCAUCGUUGCCAGAAACAGCAUGGCAGAUUUCGUAAGGUGCGGCGUUGUGCAAUGGGCCAGGGCUGCCAAUGCACUUAGACAAACCGGAAACAAUGGAAAUCGAAUUAAGUCUUGGGAUGCAGAGGCUGUGGAUGAAUCACGAAGGACAGAUGGUCUUUAUGACAUUAUUUUGAGUGCUGAUUGUCUUUUCUUUGAUGACGCUCGACUUGACCUAGUGGAGACAAUUUACGGAUGGUUGGCGGAAGAUGGAAUCGCUCUUGUAAUGGCUCCAAGAAGAGGGACAACAUUCCAAAGAUUCGCCGAAGCAGCCCUAAAACGUGGUUUUCUAACUCGUCAAACUGAACACUACGAUGCCAAAGUUUGGUCCCGACACUUGGAACUACUCGAGCAUAAUCACGAAUACUGUCCUGAUUUGCACUUUCCCAUUCUCCUUGAACUCACCAAACAAAAGAACACUCCACCAGGAUGAUGAUAAUAAUGAUGAUGAUAAUGAUCUCAAGUUCAAGAAUUUUGUUUCUGAAGAAAAAAAAUUCUUGAAAAUUAAACAAUUCUCUGAAUUAAAAAAUUACAAAGAUUAUUUUUAUCUCUUGCUAUAAUUUUUAAAAUCUAUGAAAUUUUCAUCAACUUUGACGAGGGACAUAUUUCAAAGAGAAUGAAAAUCGAAAUAUGUUUUCUUUCGUUACCUGAAAUUUUUACGAUUGAUAAUUGAUUAGUUUACAGAAAAUAUUCGUUGGUAAAAAAAAAAGUUUAAAUAAUGGUUUCUGAAUGAAAUUUCAAAAUUUAAAAAACUGACAAUUUUGAAAUUAAUAAAAUUACAAAUUUCAUAGCUUUCUUUAUACUGUAAUUUUUAUUAAUUAAUUAAAAAGUUAAAAAUUGAGAAAGCUGGGUAAAAAGUUAAAGGGCGAUUUUGCAGAUGGAACGUAAAUUGAAAAUAUUGUUUUCAUCUGAUUUGAAAUAUUAUUUUCUUAAGAGAUAAUAAGUUGAGAUUUUUUUUUUUUCUAUAACCUAGUUCAAGAUUGUGAUCUAGUGUUUAAUUAUUAUUAUAUCUAGAUAAGAAUUUUAUUUUCUUCAUUUAUUAUAUUUACAAAUAAAUUGUGAGAUUAAUGGUGCUGAUUUAUAAAGUUAAGGAUUAUUGAUGAAUCGAUAGAAAGUUUUGGUGAUUUUAGGAACAAAUGAGAUUUCUUGUUAUUUGAAAACUAUAGGUAGGUAUAUUUAUAAAGUUGAAUUUAAAGACAAUUUUCAACUGAUGGAAAAUAUAUUAAUUUUUUUUCUAUUUAUAUAAGAGUUCUUAAACGAUUUACUAUUUAGGAUAUGUGAACAAAAUCUUUUGAUUUUUAGUGGCUUUUUUGUAAAUAUAUUUGGGGUCAAAAAAUUUCUUAGUGUUGAAGUUAAAAACUUUUUCUCAAAUUCAGCCUAGAGAAUUUCGUUAUUAUUAUAAUAGGAAAUCUAAAUAUAACAAAAACUAUUGUAUUUCAUACAAUAUUUUUUUUAAUUAUAGAAUCAAAAUUUUGACAUUUCUUGAAAUUAAAUUUAUUCAAUUUAUUAUAAUAUUUAUAACAAGUAAACUGCAUAAAUGUUAAUAUAAUAUUCUCAAAGUGAUUUUUAUGGUCUUUUUACGGAUUUCAUGUUAAGAAUAAAAAUUUAAAAAAAAGAAAUUUUAUUAGUAAAUUUUGCAAAAGUGACAUUUUUUUUCAUAAUUCCUAUAAUUUCAAUUAAUAAUUGGAUUAUAAAUUUCAAAAUUGAAAAAAAAAAUGAAUUAUCAUUUUCAAUUAAAAGACAAAUUUCUCGGAAAAUUAAAAUUUUUCUUUUAUAUAAUUAAUUAGGUAUAUAAUAGAAUCUUCUUGUUAAAAAUUAAGUUUCCUUCAAAAAAUUCAAUUUUUUUCAAAAAAUUGAUCUUUUUUUUUCUAAAGAUUGAAUUUUUGUCUCAAAAUUAAUUUUUUCUUUUCACAAAUUGAAUUUUCUGUCAAGAAUUAAAUUUUCUUAAAAAAUUAGAACUUUGCUUUCUUAAAAUUGAAUUCUUUUUCUGAAACAAAAAAUUUUCUUUUCACAAAUUGAAUUUCUUUUUUUUUAAUUCGAAUGUUAUUUUAAAAAAUUAAUUUUUUUUGUUAAACAAAUUUUGUUCACAAAUAUUAUUAUUAUUUAGAAAUUAAAUAUUCUUUUCAAAAUUAUAUUUUCUUCAAAAAAAUUUAAAUUUCUGUCAAAAAUUAGAAUCUUAUUUUUUAAAAUUGAUUUCUUAUAUUUAAAUAAAAAUGUUCUUUUCAUAAUUUGGAUUUUUAUUUUAAAAUUCAAAUCUUCUUGGAAAAAACUUAAAUUUUCUUUCUUAAAAUUGAACUUUCUUUUUUAAAUAUUACAUUUUUGCUCUAAAUGGCAAUUUUUUUCAAAAGGUAUAAAAUAUUUCCCCCCCUCCCCAUUAGGCAAUAAUUUCUUCUUAUUCAAAAAAAAAAAAAUUUCUUUUUUACAUCGUAGAGAAUUUAUAAUUUUAUUUUCGAUUUUUUUGUAAUAUAUCUAAUUAUACCUAGGAAUUCCGUCUAUUUGUAAUUAAAAUAAAAUUUUGCAAUUUGAUGAAAAGAUUUUGUACAUAUUAACAGGUGUGAAAAUUGCGACAUUUUGAUCGCAUAUGAACUCUAUAUUAGGAAGGUAUUUUUGAACUCUCAGGAUCUUGAAGCGUCGCGACGCUCAGAUACAUAAUAAUAAUAAUAAAAAGCUGAGUAAAGACUUGAGGAGGAAAGAGAGAAAAAGAGAGCAAAGUGUCUCCUCGAUUUUUAACAUCUCAGAGCCGCACGAUAUUUUUAGGAAAAACCACUUACUUCUAAUGUUCUAUUAAAUCCUAGUCAAGGUCAUUUAUUGACAUGGUUCCAUUUGACAUGGUUCCAUCGUGUGCCAGGAAGAUAUCGCCUGCUACACAUAGCUUUACUAUCGAUUAAGUUCUUCCCUUCAAAAAAAAAAAAAAAAAAAAAAAAAAAAAAAAAAAAAAAAAAACUAUAUUUCUCUAAAUUAACAACGACUGUUGCUCCUUUAUUUUCCGAAUGAAACUGAUGUAGAAAUCUAUUUUUCUCUAAUUUCUUUCAACUUAUACGUAUAUUAUUAUAGGCAGAAGCAAUCGAUUAUGAAUAAGACAAAAAAUUUGUAUUAGAAAAAUAUUUUUUUCCUCAUUUUUUCUAAUUUCUUUUAUUUAAAUGUUUAUUUUAUUUUUUUUUUUUUGUUGGAGGAAAGCUUUUGAUUUGUAGUUUGUGAAUUUUAUCUUAUUGCCAAGUCGUUCCCUCCCAAGGACCAAUCUAGUUAAGCCUAGUCAAAUGUACUUUAUAGAAAGAAAAAAAAUCAUUGUUAGAUGAGAGAUUAUGAAAAGUUGUAAAUAAACUAGAUAACCAGAGAGAAAAAAAAAGAGAGAGAGAUUGGCUCUAAUGGAGAUAGACGAGAGAGUAUAUUUCGAGUGAAUAUUGUAAAUAUAGAAAUAUUUAUUUUCAGCUGACUAUUUUGCAUGAAUCAUAAAUAUAUUGUAUAUUCAGAAAAAAAGACGUGUUGCCAUAUAUAUUAUGUUAUUAAUGGCUAUGUUAUUUUGUUAAUAAGUUCAAUAUAUAUAUGUAUAUAUUAAAAACCUGGAAUUCACAUAUCAUACUUUGCUUUUUUAUUUUCUAACACAAUUUGAUCAUAAUAAUAUUCGACAAAUGUUAAAAAUGCCUGAAAUUUAAUAAAAUGCAGUCCGUUUUUGA
Leptopilina boulardi is the source of this 4688-nucleotide messenger RNA. RefSeq names its product calmodulin-lysine N-methyltransferase. Gene Ontology annotation, cellular component: cytoplasm. Gene Ontology annotation, molecular function: calmodulin-lysine N-methyltransferase activity. Lineage: Eukaryota; Metazoa; Arthropoda; Insecta; Hymenoptera; Figitidae. The record is from RefSeq and is a predicted model, not a curated record. Bases 431 to 1447 code for a protein of 338 amino acids. The transcript is spliced from 2 exons.